Molecule: messenger RNA, 13143 nt
Organism: Chelonia mydas (Green sea turtle)
Lineage: Eukaryota; Metazoa; Chordata; Testudines; Cheloniidae
Gene: ADAM23
Product: ADAM metallopeptidase domain 23
Exons: 25
Coding region: 305-2695 (796 amino acids)
Biological process (GO): proteolysis
Cellular component (GO): presynaptic membrane
Molecular function (GO): metalloendopeptidase activity
Source: RefSeq, a predicted model, not a curated record
GAGGGGGACGGAGUCGCGCGCGCGCGCCCAGUCAGCAGCAACAGCCCUCAGCAGCCGAGCGGCCAGGAGGGAGCCAGACGAGCUGGUGCCGCGGUGGAAACUGCAGCUGGGACCGGUGGGGCGGGGGUGCCGCGCCCCCCCCACACCCCGGACAGCGCCGGAGACCCCGCCGCCCCCUCCCGGGGGCAGUAUGAGGGCGGCGGCGCGGCUGUGAUCCCCGCCGCAGCGGGGCAGCCCCGCCCCCGGCUCCUUCGCAGCGGCCGCCCCAGUCCCCGUUAGAGCUGUUCCCCGGGAGCUAUGAGCCAUGAAGCCUCCCGGCAGCAGCGCCCGGCGGCAGCCCCUCUCCGGCCGCAGCCUCCCCGAAGCCGCCUCCUGCCUGAGGCUCCGGCCGCCGAGCCGCCUGCACCUGCUGCUGGGGCUGCUGCUCCUCUGCGGCCCCGCCUGGCCCCGGCCCUGGGGGGCUGCUGCGGCCACCGCUCUGCAUUGGAAUGAAACUGCAGGAGGAAUAGCAGGAGCACUGGCAGAUAAAGAGCAUACAUUUCUACAGAGUAACAGCAGUAGCAGUAAGAAUAACAACCAGAGCAAUGAAAUCCAGAAAGAAAUCACACUGCCUUCAAGACUGGUCUAUUAUAUCAACAGAGACUCUGAAAGCCCUUAUCAUAUCCUGGACACUAGGGCAAGACACCAGCAGAAACACAACAAGGCUGUGCAUCUGGCCCAGGCAAGUUUCCAGAUUGAGGCCUUUGGCUCCAAAUUCAUCCUUGACCUCACAUUGAAUAAUGAUUUGUUAUCCUCCGAUUAUGUGGAGAUUCACUAUGAAGACGGAAAACCACAAUUUUCGAAGGGUGGAGAGCACUGUUACUAUCAUGGAAACAUCAGAGGUGUCCAGUACUCCAAAGCUGCCCUUUCAACAUGUAAUGGACUUAAUGGCAUGUUUGAAGAUAGCACGUAUGAGUACUUCAUAGAACCAAUGGAUCUGACCCACAGUGCAAAAAGCACAGGCAGGCCACACAUCAUCCAGAGGACUUUGGGAACACAAACCUUGAGGCAAAUGAAGAAUGCUGAGACCGAAUCUAGUUCUGAGUGGUCCUUCCUGUCUGAGUUACAGUGGCUCAGGAAAAGGAGAAGAAAGAGGGCCGUGAGUGCAUCUCGUGGUAUAUUUGAAGAGAUGAAAUAUCUGGAGCUCAUGAUUGUCAAUGACCAUAAAAUGUUCAAAAAACAUCGUUCUUCCCAUGCGUACACAAACAACUUUGCAAAAUCUGUGGUAAACCUUGUAGAUGCUAUAUACAAGGAACAGCUGAACACCAGGGUGGUUUUGGUUGCUGUGGAAACCUGGACAGACAGGGAUCGGAUUAACAUUCGCCCUGACCCUCUGCAGAUGCUUCAUGACUUCUCCAAAUAUCGACAGUACUAUAUCAAACAGCAUACUGAUGCUGUACACCUACUCUCGAAUGUGACAUUCCACUACAAGAGAAGUAGCUUGAGUUACUUUGGAGGGGUUUGUUCCGUGACCAGAGGAGUUGGAGUGAAUGAGUAUGCCCUCCCAUUGGCUAUGGCACAGGAAUUAUCACAAAGUUUGGCUCAGAAUCUGGGAAUACAGUGGGAGCCAGCAACCAGAAAACCGAAAUGUGACUGCAUAGAAUCCUGGGGUGGCUGCAUCAUGGAGGAAACAGGGGUUUACCACUCCAGAAAAUUUUCAAGAUGCAGCAUUGCAGAAUACAAAGAAUUUUUACUCAGAGGGGGAGGUGCCUGUCUUUUCAACAGGCCAACAAAGUUGUUUGAAACUCCCGAAUGUGGAAAUGGAUAUGUAGAAGCAGGAGAAGAAUGUGAUUGUGGUUUCCGAAUGGAAUGCUAUGAAAACUGCUGUAAAAAGUGCUCUCUCUCUAAUGGAGCUCACUGUAGUGAUGGACCCUGCUGUAACACAUCCUGUCUUUUUUUCCCACGAGGCUAUGACUGUCGAUAUGCAGUGAAUGAGUGUGAUAUUACAGAGUACUGUACUGGCGACUCUGGUCAGUGCCCAUCAAAUCUUCAUAAACAAGAUGGAUAUGCUUGUGAUUCUAAUCAGGGACGUUGCUAUAAUGGAGAAUGCAAGACAAGAGACAAUCAGUGCAAAUACAUUUGGGGAAUUAAGGCUACAGGGUCUGACAAAUUCUGUUAUGAGAAGCUUAAUACAGAAGGCACAAAAAAAGGAAACUGUGGAAAGGAUGGAGACCAAUGGAUUCAGUGCAGUAAACAUGAUGUGUUCUGUGGCUUUUUGCUCUGCACUAAUCUUAGUCGAGUUCCACGAAUUGGUCAUCUUCAGGGAGAAAUUUCCCCAACCUCUUUUUACCACCAGGGGCGUGUAGUGGACUGCAGUGGUGCUCAUGUGCUUUUAGAUGACGAUACAGAUUUGGGAUAUGUGGAAGAUGGAGCUCCAUGUGGCCCUCACAUGAUGUGUCUAGACAGGAAGUGCCUACCAAUUCAGUCCUUGAACAUAAGCAGCUGCCCUAUUGGUUCUAAUGGAAAAGUCUGUUCAAAUCAUGGGGUGUGUAGUAAUGAAGCCACUUGCAUUUGUAAUUUCUCCUGGGCAGGGACAGACUGCAGUAUUGAUGACCCUAUCCGGGAUACUCCCAGCAAGAAGGAUGAAGGACCUAAGGGUUAUCAGGUGUUCACAUGCACAUACAGUACUGUGGUGUCAAGUCCAAAUCAAACGUAAGCUGCAAUUAAGCAAAUUUUGUUCAUGAACUUAGUGGGUCAGUUUGGUAUAAAUUAGCAAAACAAACUAGGAUUUAUUUUUAGGCGUUUUCUGGAAAGAUAUGGAUAAAAAUAGGAAUGAAAAGUUGUUGUGAUCAAGUCUCAGUAAAAUGUUUGGUGCACGUAGAUCUUAAGGAACAUAUUUAGUCAAUUUGAGUUAAAUGUUGCUAGUGAACACCCUGUUAGGAACUAUAUUUUGUUUCACAGAAGACCUUGUUUAUAUUUUGAUGAAGUUGUCAUUGUUUUUUGUACUGCAGUAGUGUUUAGGGGCCCCUCUCUUGGGUCAGAGCUGCACUGUUCUAGGCACUAUGCAAAUACAUAACAUGUAUUGAUGGUGAAAUUCACAUAAUGGCAGCAGAUCCAUGGACCACCCUUCAAACAUUACAAUGUUUCAUUAAGGACUAAAGUGGAAGCGGAGUGAGGGGUUAGUUAAUGUGGGCAGUCUUGUGUGGGCCCUCUGAAUUUCACCUUUAGGCUCAGUUUCCAGUUCUUUUUAAUAUAGAAUUACUUGACAGUGGUGAAUGUAUACAUGUGUAGUUUUGCUAGAGUAAGGAAUGCAGUUGCUUUUUUAAAUGCUGGUUUGACAGUUUGUUACCUUUUGAAAGGGGGUACUUGGUAAAUAACAAUAUUAAGUAGUAGUACUGGUAAGGGCUAAAUUUAAAAAAAAUGUGGGCAGUUUCUUUUGAGACUGCAUAAUAGUCCUCUGAAUGGGGAAUAGAUCAGUAGGGGAGGUGCUGUGGUAGGUAAAAAUGUAUAGGCACAGUAUUAUUCCCAGGACUAGCUGCUAAGAACCAGAGCUUUCCUGCCCCGUGGAGGAUUACUAGUUGGCCAAAUAUUUACCCAAUCCUUAAACUUCUGCAUACAGGCAGCUUUAGGAAUUUAACUUGAGCUAAAUCCUGUACCCUAUUGAUACCGGAAAGUCAAAAAUGAUCAGCAAUGCUAUAUUUCUGUUGUGGUGUAGGGCAAUACAGCAGAGAGCCUGUGCAGUGAGAUUCUGAAACCUUGUGUAUGCUUCCUAUAGGAACUACAUACCAGCUCUCUGGUUUGUCAGUAACAUCUAUUUUUCCCUCCACUCUGCAUUUCCUUGCAAAGUGUGUGCAGUGGGUCCAUGAGCAGCAUGAAUCCACCUGCUCAAAAUCAAAUAACACGCUAUGUCUACUACUGUUCCUCAUGCCAACAGAUGGCAGAAGGCUAGCUAAGCAGGUGCCCUAGACUCGAUCUCUGUUUUGAAGCUGAUGAUCCCAUCCCCCAGCUUUGUUGUUUUAAUUUGCAAUUUCACAUAGCAACAGCCUGGUUACCGUGGGUUUGCUCACUUUUUCAAGAUCUGGUGUGGGGAAACUUUACAGAAACAUUACUGAUUUGAAGGGACUGUGCAGUCAUUGGAGUAACCCUUAAUUUUUUUGGCAAGAGUUUGUGUUUCUGUGACCAUGGAGGAAGGCACCAACUUACAAGAACAUAAUGUACUGCAAUAGCAACACUAGUAAUUAGUUGCUACUAAAAUAGGCAGUGUGUUUGUGCAUUCGUUGCUGUGAUCUUCUCAGAACACUUAUAAGCAAAGAGGAGACAAAUAGGUUACAUCAAAACUGUAGUAAAAGACUGGGGUAGCAGUGGAUUUAUUUUGUAUAUUUAUUUUUGCAAAGAAUAAACUAUGCUGUCAAAAGGGUUAAAAGCAACUGUCCUAAAUGGAAUGUAGGUGAUUAUUGCUUUGCACUGUGGCUUGUUAUCGUCAUGCUAUGAGUAUUUUAUUUUUAACAGAAGUAAUAGUUGUGUUUUUCUUGGAUUCACACCUAAUGGAGACUGAAUUUUUAUUACUGUGAAUUAUUGAAACUGGGAUUAAAUGUAAAAAAAAAAGUUAAUGCCGUGUUAGAGUUCCCUGGCUAAAACAGCACCAAAAACAACAGGCAAUGCAGAAGUUAAGGUGGUGGCCUCAGCAUCAUUCUCUGUAGCGUGACCCUUCCCCCGAGGGCUCAUUUCCUCUUCCUCACAUUGGUGUCUACUGCACUAGUGAAGGCACCCACGGUGUUCUUCCUCCUCCUCUGGCCAAUGAGCAUGUGUGGGUCUGCAGCCUUGAAGAAGAGCCAAUGCUUAUACGGGCUGGAGGAGGAAAUAGGGAGCCCUGAACAGCAGCCUCUUGUGGAGUGGAAGGGAAGUGGUCUUAGUGCUUCUGCGUUUUGCUGCUGAGGAAGAAUGAGCAGAAGGGGCCAAGAGGGAGUCCAAAAGAGCAGCCGUUGCUAGCAUACAGGGAGCAUAUCCUGAAACUGCAGUGAAGCCAGGUGAGGUUCUAGGGGUAUGUCUAUACAGCAUUUGGAUCGAGCCUCCCAGCCUCAGUCGACAGACUCAGGCUAGCAGGGCUUGUGCUAGUCCUUUAAAAAUAGUUGCAUAGCCAGCAUUUUAAAGUUGCCACUCAGAUUGGAGCUCGGGCUCCAAAGCCUAGGAAAGGGGGUCAAACCUGGCUGGGAGGCUCACUCCAAAAUGCUGUGUAGAGAUACCCCUAUUGGCCAGAGAGGGGUGGCUGCUGUUCAGUAUCUCAGAACAACUAUUCCCAGAGGUAGGUGAGCCAGCCAGCAGGGAAAGACCACACUCCUGUCAGUCCUAGCCAGGCCUGUCUCCUACCUCCUCAAGAUAGGGCCCAGGAUAUCUACCCUCCUGUGGUAGGCCAAAUUCUGCACUCAGAUGCACGAAUUUCUGUUUUCAGUGGAAUCCAUAUGCAAUCAUUUGGGGGAAGAAUGUGACUGAGUUUGUGUUUAGUUCUGGGGAACUAAACAUUUAACAAGGCAUUGCUAAAACUAAUGAUCUUGCAACAUUUCCAUUUUAAACCUCAGUUUUAAGUAUUUUACAACUGAGCUAUAAAAAUGAUUUGCACUUUGAUAUACAUCUUUUCUGCUAGUAAUUUGUUUUAUAAUCAGAAGCUGCGUUUCGCAUUUUUGAAGUUACAAAAAUAUAGCAUAGUAGUCUAAGAUGUAAUUGGAUGUUAAUGGUGCCUUUAGUCCAUUAAAUGAACUGAGCUUUUUGGAUAUAUCUAUAUCUAUAUAUAUUUGUGUGUGUGUUUUUUUUUUUAAAUAUUAAGGGCUAACGCAUGCUUUGAAGCCACAGCCUGCAAUAGGGGCCAGUGCAAAGCCGCACUGCCACAUGGGAAGCUCCGGAGGCUUCCUGGGACAAAGCACAGCCUCUGCAAUACCCUUUAACACAGUGGUUCCCAAACUUUAACAACCUGUGAACCCCUUUCACUAAAACAUCAAGUCUCGCAAACCCCCUCCUAAAAAUGAAUAUUUCAAGAGAUUUUCUCCUUUACCUGAGUACAAAUUAUAAAAGCAGUGAUCCUGGAAAUAUAAAAAUUGUUUUUAUGACAUGCUUAUUACACAAUAUUUAUUUUAUUUAUCAUUACAGUAUUUUUAUUACAUUAUGAAAACGGCAAUACUCUUCCAAGAUCUCACUUUCAUAGCUUGUAUCACUUUGAAUAAGCCUGUUAUAAGACAAGGCUCCUAUGUUUCAGCAAGGAGUAUCAGAUGUGAAAUAGCAUGAAGGUAUUUAAGAAGCCAACUCAAAUCGUUCCUCCUACACAAGCAUUCAGGUCUUGAGCAGUCCAGGCAAACAACGCUCGUUACAACAAAGCUUAGCCUUGUUCUUCAUAAUAAUUUUAAAAACAAUGCUAGUUGCCUAUUUAAUUUUAAAAACAGCAAAAAAUAUCCACCUCCCUUUCCAUUUCUUAUAAGGAGUCUUGAAGUUUAAAUCUCCUCAGUGUGAUAGAUAUGCUUGCUUUGAUCUGCUUAGCUCUUGGAAGUCUAGGGGCUCCGGGGUCCCUAGGGACAGCUCUGUCCAUCAUUAGGGAAUUUUUUCCUGAGAAUCCCCGUAACAUUUUGCGAACCCCCAGGAGUUCACAAACCCCAGUUCACAAACCCCACUGCACAGUAUGUGGCGUGCCGCUCUACCCUGACCGCACAUAAGGCCCAUUCUGCUGAACAGUAUGUGGGAGGAGCAUGACUCUUGGGGAGUGUAGCGUUCCUGUGUGCGCUAACCCGAUAGUCCUUGUGUGCUCUGACUGCAAGGAUUGCAUUUGUGCCCAGCCCUGCACUUGGUGUAGGGGUGAGGGAAACAAUUAUACAGCCAGGUGGGGGAUCUUGAUAUAGCAGGGUAGAGGGUUCAGCUGACUCUUCUGACCAGUGUUCAUCAGGAAGAUUUAUACAACGUGAUUUUUUUAGCAGUGCUUGGAGCUUAGCUAUAAUGGAGGAUUAGCAGAAUAGUGUAGGAAAUUCAUUUUGAUAAAUUGCUACACUCUACUUGGCCUAUGAAUAAAUGGGGAUCCUUCAGUAGUAAUAUUUUUAGUUCCCUCACUUCUAGUUAUGAUUUUUUGGGGGGGGGAAACCAAGAUUUGUUCAUAGUGGUUAGAGCAUGUGACUCUGUCAGGAGGCCUGAAUUCUUCUCUCAGUUCUGCCACUGGCUUAUUGUAUAAGCUUGGGUGAGAUAAUGUUAUCCACCUUAGUUAAGCACUUUGAGAUAUUCAGAUAAGUAUUACAUAAAAGCAAGGUGUUAUUUCUUACCAAAUAAUUAAUAUGCAAAACUGACUUACUGAACAUCAAGAAUAGUGUAUUUCAAAAACAGUUUUGAGUACUUAUUUUGAAUGUCACAUUUAGAUCCCUACACCCUUAGUUUUCAGGCAUGACAGCUUUGUCAGUCUCUGAUAUUAUGGAGAAAACAGUUGUUACUAAUGAUUGACCAGAGGAAACAUAACAUUUUGAUGUAACAUAUUAAGGAAAUACUGAAAAAGAAGAAAGGCAUUAGCAGACUUAAUUUUUUACCUUUGGAAGAAUGUAUUUUCAUUUAAUGAACUGUAGGGCGUGAUCGAAAUGAGAUCUGUGGCUUUGAAAUAGACCCUAGAAGACAUUUGAUAUGAUGUGGGCUGUGUUACAGUUCCACAACAGUUGGCGGCAUUUCCAAAGCGCGUCCAUUGCUGCUCAGAGACAGUACUAGCAGGAUUGUGCUGCUCAGGAGUACUACUUUAGGAAGGGGUCAGUUGGAAAGACCUGGGGGGUUAUAUUGAGAGGCUAGCAAAACAUGUUCCCACUGUAACUUCAUACUAAAUGACAGGUUUCAGAGUAACAGCCGUGUUAGUCUGUAUUCGCCAAAAGAAAAGGAGGACUUGUGGCACCUUAGAGACUAACCAAUUUAUUUGAGCAUAAGCUUUUGGAAGUGAGCUGUAGCUCACGAAAGCUUAUGCUCAAAUAAAUUCAUACUAAAUGUCACAGAGCCCACUCAUCAAUUUAAUAGAAAAACUUCAGGCAACACAUUCGACUUUAAUAUAGGCUUUUAGUGGUUUGUCCCCUUAAAAAUAACAGGAAUGCAAACAUUUUCCAGAAUAUUCAUUUAAAUUUGGAGCUUAAUGGAUGGUUAAAUCAUCUGAAUUUUUCACGUGUAUUAGUAAUCUGGUUUUUUAGAUUUGUUUUAAAGGUAAAUAACUGUUAGUUAGUGGGGGGUUUGAAUUUCAGUAUGCCGUGUAACAUAUAUAGACAGUCAUUUAAAGCACUCCUUUUCAUACACCAUAGAAAAAUAGAGAAACUGGCAGAGAGAGUAAGUCCAGACAAGUUUUGAUUCAGAUUUAAAUAGUCAAAUAUUAUUCAGACUUCCUACUUACAAUUCUACAUGUGACCAGAAAAACGGUAUCCAUUAAUAUCAGAUCGACUCAGAGGGUAUGAAUGCUACAGAGAUUUCUGGGUUGAUAUAUCUAAAUAGUGCAGUCAGUUUGAGUCACAAUGAGGAUUAGUACAAUACCUUUCUAUAAAAAGGGGAAAAAAUGAAAUUUUAAAAGCCUGUAACUCUUACGCUGCAUGCUUUCAUAACAAAUAGUCAAGCAAGCACUGGCACAAGAUCAAAGGCUGCCAGGUUCUCUGAAAGAACUGUCCUGGAUAAUUUUUCUUUUUGCACUGAUUCCUAAGUCACCUGUACAACUUAGGAAAGGCUUGCUUUCAGCUUAAAUAUUACAGCAAUGGUGGUAUUGGGAGAGCACAGUCAAAAAGGAAAUUUUGAGAUUUGUGUAUAUAAUUUUUAAUUCCUGUUCUGUGUCUUUUGCAUGACAAUUUGGUGGCGGUAGUGGUGCACAUGCCCAAUGUUAAGACUAAAUGCAUGAGCCCCUUGCUUGAUGCCCCACAUAAAGCCAGAUUAUGGGGAGGUUGCACCCAACUUGUGCUGUUGCCUUGUAAUGUCUUGCUGUUUAUUGAUAUAGGGUAUCAAUAUCGUAGGAGACUGGACAUUAGUAUAAAAGCUAAAUUGUAAUGGCAUAAUUAAAAGUCUCUGUCCAUUCUCCUUCGAAUGCAGUGUCUCAGUAUCUGCUAUAUUUUGUACCUUAUUGGAGAUUCAAAGCACAUUGUCCAUAGUAUGGUAAAGGCUCACAGACACACUAAGAUAGCUUGGUCCACUAUAAAAUUAUCUGUGGAUUCAGGGUAGCCAAUCAAAGAUGGAUACCUGAGGGAGCAUGGCCACCUCAUUUGUGGAAGAUCUAUGUUUUGGCGAUUAAUGAGCACCUGUUAUAAACAGCCAGAUACUCUUAAAAUGCAAAAAGGCAAUUUUGCAUUUGAAAUGUGACUAUUUUGAAUGGUUCCAAAUGAUGUACAAAUGCUGUCCUGACUUAAUGUAUAGACAUGUCAGACAGUCUGAAAAACUUCCCAUCUAAAUAGGACUGACUGCCACGUGCAGUACUGCAAAUAAAUAAAUAAAUAAAAAGUUAAUUAUAUACACCAUAUAGAUUUAACACAUGCAAUUUUAAACUUCAUAGAGACGGCAGGAAUUGAUACUGUAAUACAGUGUGUCCAAACCCUCUCAUGGUCAAAUAUUACAGUUACUUCACUGUAAGGUUAGUUUGUGAGACUACCCCAAAGUGAGCUUAUUACUUUACUAUGGUGUUAGCACUGCUUCUCUCCCAUUAUGCCUAACUAAUGUUUUGUGUUUUUCCUCCUCAUUUCAUAUCCCUUUGACGCACACUGGAAGAAAUGUCAAAAAGAGAAGGUACGAUCCAAAUCAACAAGGUCCUAUCUGAAGGAACUUUCCUGGAAAAGCUUCUUCUUGCACUACUGGAUUCUGGGUGUGGAGUCUUUGCUGUCACUGUGCAGGAACUCAGUCAAUAAAGAAGAACAUUAGAAAUGGUAAUGACUAAAGUUGGGUUGCUGGGGAUGGAGUGAAGGAACACUGUCUUUUUUGGAGAUAAGUUCAAAUACUCCCGUCCUUUCAUCUUUCUCUUAAAAAAAAAAAAAAAAAAAAAAAAAAGACCGUGAAGGACAACUGUUUAUUUUUUUCUUUUUGUUUUUCCAAAGAAAGAAAGAAGGGGGCAAACCAACCAAGUGCAAUAAGAGAACUGUUUCAAAAUAGUAAAAUAGAAGAUUUUUUUCCCUAGCCUGCUGGCACUAACUUGAGUUUGCAUGACUUUUUUUUUCAUAUUAAAUGACAAAUUCCAGUGGCAUGAGCAGCUAAUUUUGGAAAGGGUAAACUGCAUGGCAUAUAUACAACAAACAAACAAGCUAGCAAGCCCGCCCGCACAAGAUCUGCACCCAAAUAUAUACAGAGAAGAAAACAACAAAACACAGAAUGCAGAGGUGGUGAUAUUAGGCUCUUCUUAUGAAAUCUUCUUCCACCAAUGCAGUGCAUUCUUUGUCUCUGGAGAGAAAGCUCCCUAUUCUGUGGAUUCAUUGUCCCUGUUCUUUUAUCUCCUGGACUAAAAUUCCUUUGGGCAUGGGAGCUAUUGUUUUUGAGCAGUGAUAAUAUAUAAUUCUUCUAUAGAAAGAAAAAAUGUAUAUAUGGAAAUAAGAGAUUGACAUAUAAUUUUCACGUACCUUUACUGAAGGAUUUCCUUAGAAAGGUUCUGUUCUCUGUGUAAAUCUAUUUUUGGUGGUUUAAUUUUGCUCCCCUUUUAAUCUUUCUAGCAUGUUGUUUAGCGGGUGUUCUGGGCUUGCUCAAAAAAGGCAGCUGUAGCAUGCAGAUCCAGGGAGUUCUGGCACCAAACAGGUGUGAUCUAAAGUUUGUAUGCUUGAAACCAAAAAACAAACCAUAUUAAAAUGUGUAAAUGCAUAUGUAUUUAAUAAGUCUCUUUUGAAUUACUUUUUUGGCUGUCAUGCAGAUUUUCUGUAUAUAAUAUAAGAAAAUUGACACCAUCUCAAAUUAAUCACGAAAGUGCCAAGUUCAUAUCUUUUUAAUUUUAACAACUAUUUCCUUUAUCUAGCUUUUUCAAGUGAAAGGAAAACAAACUUAAGUAAGCCUUAAAAUAUUCACAAAAUGCUGAAAGCUUGAAACAAGCUAAGGCUUUCCCUUUUAGUCCAUUUUCCCACCCAUUCUCCUCUCUCCCUUCUUCACAGGCUUGCAAAGAUGAUCCAAACAUCCGAGUCACUCUGAGUUUCCCUCUUUAGUACCUAUCACCCUUCAAAGUACAAUCUGGGGAGAUGCUACUUCUACUAUGGAUGGUUACUGUCACUCUUAGGGUUUGUUCAGAUUUCACUUCCGAGGGUUGGCACAUUAAUGAUAUUACUUGUAUGUACAUGGGGCACAGUCCAGUCCACUGACAAAGUGGAAGGGCUCCCAUUAACUUUAACAGGCAUUGGACUUGGGCCUUGGUGAAGUGGGCAAAGAAAAGCUUUAGAGCAUGUUCAUAAUUCUACUUACUCUGGUUUUACACUAGUAACUUGACAGGAUUCAAUGGAAUUACCUCUUAUUUAUAUUAGUAUAAAUGAGAGGGAGUUAGUCCGAUAACUCGAACUCCAUUUAGGUCUUAUAUUUCAUUUUCCUGACUUUCAUUUUCCUUGUUCAAAUGUUGAGUCAGUUUCUGGAUUUAGCUUUAAAAGUAACUGAUGGAAAUACUAGGAAAAAAUUAGGGUUGCAAUUACUAUAAUUUUUUUUUUUUUUGCUUUACUUUGUUCAAUAAAACAUUUUUGCCUCCAAACAUAUUUCAAACUCUUUCAGAUUGGAUAUUGUCAGAGAAGUCUUUCCCAUGAAAACUAUAAUGUUUUGCAGACAAUAUAGUUAUUUGUCAAAUGAUGUUUUAGAUAACGUGAUUUUGUUAAAGCUACCACUGUUAUUGCAUUAUGAGUAAGAGGUGCUACACUUAGGUAGUCUGUGUUGAUAUAGAUCUACUCCAUAUUGUGAUAACAGGGCUAUUUACAGCAUUAUUUCAACAUUAUCUGACUUCAGGGCAAGAGUUUUGGUUGUAUUAAUGUUCGAUGACAAUGAAUACUUGUAAUUUUGAGGGGAACUCAAAGUACUUGCGUUGUAGUAUUGCCCACUGGUACUUUGUUGCUUAUUUCCACUUUGCUACUGCAUAUGGAAGAUAUAAUUACUCUCUGGCAGGUACUAAACUGCACAUUUUGGUUCUACUGCAAAAUCAAUAUGGUAACUACAGUAGAAAUGCCACUGUGGUUACAAAACCAAUUAGGUGUCUAAUGUAACUACCUGUAUAAUAAAACUUUGAUGAUAAGCAUUUCACAAAUAACAUUGUAAAUGUGCGAUGUGAUGAUUUUAAUCAGACCACAGUGGUCCCCAAAUAUUAUGUACAUAUGGUAAGUGUUGGUGUAACUUUUUGUUACACUAGCAAUUUCAUAGGAAAUACGAUUUCUUGACUGAAUUUACGCUCCACUGUUUAGCUGUGUGCGUGUAUGUGUAAAACACACAAGCAUUAUGCUCUGUAUGUACAGGAUGUAAAUGACAUCACAUAACUCACAAAAGUGGAUUACAAUAAAUCUUUUCUGUGGUACUAGAGUUAUGUAGUCUUAACCAUUUAGCUAGAUAUUGUUGAUUUUCUAAGCCAUUCAUUUGCUACAUUUAGUAUUGUACACAUGCUACUUAUGUUAAUUUAUCAUAACGUGUCACAAUUUAAUAUUAAUAGAGUAAACGUUAAGCAAUGACAAGUCCCCAUUUCACCCACUAUAUUUUUGCUCCACUCUAUGAUUCAUCUUGACAAGAAAAUGUAUGGUAACUAUACAGCUCUUACUGGUAUGCUGCAUGAUCCCACUGAACUGACCUAAUCCUUUUAUAAGAGAGCUCUAUGAGGCAAAUUAAAUAUACUGUAGGUGCAUGUUAAAAAAUAAAUUACAUAGAACUAGAGUUUUAUAAAGUUUUCUUUACUAUGCAAAGAUGGGUAUUGCACAAACAAAAUUUAAAGACAAAUGUCUGAGGAACUUCACAAAGUAAUACUUGAAUUUAUUUUUGUUUGAAAGCCUGUCAACCAUGUUUUAUAUUCAUUGUUGCUUCCACUAUUAAUCUUCCUUUUUUAAAAUGAUUUGUAAAUAUUUUUAAGUGCACAAUAUGAUGUUAUGAGCCAGUUUUUGUUUGGAGUUAAUGCUCAUUCAUAUCUUGUUGGCUGCUGAUGAAUGGAAAUUUAAUAGUCAUUGUUCUGCAACUCUUAGUAAAAUGAGUAUUAAAAACAUCAUGAACAUGGAA